Messenger RNA from Candidula unifasciata, 576 nucleotides. Lineage: Eukaryota; Metazoa; Mollusca; Gastropoda; Stylommatophora; Geomitridae. The record is from the annotation of a GenBank genome assembly.
AUGCAGACAAUAAAGUGUGUUGUUGUUGGGGAUGGUGCAGUUGGUAAAACAUGCUUGUUGAUUUCCUACACAACUAACAAAUUUCCUUCAGAAUAUGUCCCUACGGUAUUCGAUAAUUAUGCAGUCACUGUUAUGAUUGGCGGGGAGCCAUACACUUUGGGUUUGUUUGACACUGCAGGACAGGAAGAUUAUGACAGGCUCCGCCCACUGAGCUAUCCACAGACAGAUGUCUUCUUAGUUUGCUUUUCUGUUGUUUCUCCGUCUUCAUUCGAAAACGUCAAAGAAAAGUGGGUGCCAGAGAUUACGCACCACUGCCAAAGAACUCCAUUCCUCCUGGUGGGCACACAGAUAGAUUUGAGAGAUGAUGCCACCACUGUGGAGAAACUGGCCAAAAACAAACAGAAGCCCAUCCUGGCAGAUCACGGAGAGAAGUUAGCCAGGGAGCUCAAGGCGGUCAAAUAUGUGGAGUGUUCGGCUCUUACCCAGAAAGGACUGAAGAAUGUUUUUGACGAAGCCAUUUUGGCAGCCCUGGAGCCUCCAGAACCACCAAAGAAAAAGAAGUGCCUUAUUUUAUAA